AAUAGAGUCACAGCGUCUGUGAAAGUGAUGUUUGUUUUGGUCUUUUGUUUGACUUUUCAAAUGUAAACACAAAUUGUCUGCAAAUCACACAAUGAGUGACCAAAAGGACCAACGCUUGCAAUACCACACUCUGGGAACAGAUGGCGGACCCGAUGGCCGACCACACGAUGAUUACCCGAUAACACCACCGCCUUAUUCACCAUUUCCUGACCAAAACUCAUAUCUGCCGAACCCUCACAACCCGUCCAACGCUCCCAACCCUCUCAUCGUUGCCAACAUUGACUCGAGUGGACACAACAUAUACAGCCAACCGAUGCCCGGCUUCGGCGCCAACUCUGGCCAAUCGUAUCCAACAAAUUACGGCACAAUCGUUCAGACGGUUCCGCAGACCAUCAUAUUUAUCGGCUCGUGUCCGGCCUGUCGGGUUGGAGUACUGGAGGAGGACUUCACGUGUUUGGGAAUACUUCUGGCGCUUCUGUUCUUCCCGUUGGGAAUCCUUUGCUGUUUCGCCUUAAGACAGAGACGUUGUCCUAAUUGUGGCACAACUUUUGAAUGAAGAACUCUAUAAACUGUUACAACUCUUUUAACACUGUUUUUAAUAACAACUUAUAAUAAGUUUAUUUUUCAUUAAUAUUUUACAAUCAAUUUAUGUAUAUUUUAUUGAAAUGAUUUAUAUAUAAUGUAUAACAGAAUACAAUUCAUAGUAUAUUAUAAAAUAUAAAAAUAAAUAUAUAACUAAUUACUAA
Medioppia subpectinata is the source of this 746-nucleotide messenger RNA. Lineage: Eukaryota; Metazoa; Arthropoda; Arachnida; Sarcoptiformes; Oppiidae. The record is from the annotation of a GenBank genome assembly.